Molecule: messenger RNA, 3565 nt
Organism: Tripterygium wilfordii
Lineage: Eukaryota; Viridiplantae; Streptophyta; Magnoliopsida; Celastrales; Celastraceae
Product: protein ALTERED PHOSPHATE STARVATION RESPONSE 1-like
Exons: 4
Coding region: 235-2715 (826 amino acids)
Source: RefSeq, a predicted model, not a curated record
UCUCUUAUUUUCUGGCAUAAAACGACGACGCACUCCGAGCUGGCAAGAUUCCCUCCCCCUCCCCCACCUCCACCUACACCUCCACCGCUCCACCUCUUCCUCUUCUCUCUUAUCUCUCUCUUUCUCACCCAACCCUAGAUUUUCAACACACCCAACCCACCUCUUCAAUUUGGCAACUUUUGUGUACUUUCGUUUGAUUUCUUUAUUUUAUUUUGUGGGUUUUGAAUUUGUUUUAUGGGUUGUACCACCUCCAAGCUGGAUGAUCUACCAGCGGUGGCACUGUGCCGUGACCGCUGCAAAUACCUCGAUGAGGCAAUUGACCUGAGAUUUGCUUUUGCGGAGGCUCACGUCGCCUAUGUCCACUCGCUGAAGGUGAUUGGAGCUUCCUUGCAUAACUUUAUCGAGCAAGAUUUUGGUGGUGGAGCUGGGAAGUUUUUUCCGUCGCCGAAGCUCAAUCUUCCUCCGAAAAGAAAAGGAGAUCCGAUUGGUGAAGAGGGGGACAAUUCUCCACAUGGAAAAGCUCUUCAUUCCCACUCAAAUUCCGGCUCUCACCUCAAUUUCCAUUCGGAUUCUGAAGACGAUUCAGAUUCUCACUCGCUUCACCACUCUGGACACUCCUCUCCGUUACAUCACAUUCAAAUUGGAAACCACGUAGAUUACGAUAUGAUUCCGAACCAAGAGGCUAUGGAGUCGUAUCCUGGUGGAUUUCAGGGUGGGUUUACGCACAUGAACUACAUGAAGAAACAUACCACGCCGUCGGUUGUGUACCAGCAGAAACCUAUCAGUUCCGAGACUGUUUAUUACGGAGAAUCUUCUGCUUCUACCUCCUAUAGUCAGCAGUAUCCGUACUCUGCCCACAAUUCUAAUCAGUAUUCCGACUUUGGGUAUCCGAAUUAUGGAGGUGGCGGUAGCUAUUAUGGCUCGGCGGCUCCUCCGUACGGACCCUCUCCUCCUCGGAUGCAGGCAGAGGCUUCUUCUUCAAGGCCGCCACCGGCGCCCCCUUCUCCACCGAGAGCAUCAGCUUGGGAUUUCUUGAAUCCGUUCGAGGGCUAUGACAAGUAUUAUUCGGCAUACACGCCGAGUCGGGACUUGAAGGAAGUGAGGGAAGAAGAGGGGAUUCCUGAUUUGGAAGACGAGGCGUACCAACAUGAGGUUGUUAAGGAAGUACAUGUUGAUAAGAAGUUUGUUGCUGACGGUGGCCGGCCAAGGAAGCACUCUAAAUCGACAGUGGAAGACGAUGAGGAAGAUAAGGAGGUUGGCAGUGGUGGUGGGGAGGCAUCGCUUUACCAGACAAGACCUAGUGUUGAAAGCAGAGGGAUGGAGUAUGAGGUGCAUGUGGUGGAGAAGAAGGUUGUGGAUGAUGAGAGGUCUGAAGAGCAUGGCAAAGGUAGCAAUGCCGGUAGAGGUAGAGUGAGAGACGUGUCUGAGGUGGCAGUGGAAAUCAAAGCUCAGUUUGAGAGAGCAUCAGAGUCCGGCAAUGAGAUUGCGAAGAUUCUUGAAGUGGGAAAGCUUCCCUACCAGCGUAAACACACAGUCUCUUCCAAGAUGUUGCAUGCGGUUACUCUGUCAUUAUCAGUUGUAUCCUCACAACCAUCCACUUCCAAAGCUGUUGGGUCAUCAUCCUCCACUGACAAGGCUAGUCCUGCUUACUUAGAAAUUGAGGAUGAACUGGCAAUCAGGACAAAAAAUCUUUCCUCCACCCUGCAAAAGCUUUACCUUUGGGAGAAGAAACUGUAUACUGAAGUUAAGGCUGAGGAAAAGAUGCGGGUACUUCAUGACAGAAAAUGUAAAAGGCUGAAGCGUUUGGAUGAAAGAGGCGCUGAGGUUCAUAAGGUUGAUUCAACCCGUAGCUUAAUAAGAAGUCUAUCAACAAAAAUUAGAAUUGCAAUUCAAGUUGUUGACAAAAUUUCAGUGACCCUAAAUAAGAUUAGGGAUGAAGAGCUAUGGCCGCAGCUAAAUGAAUUAAUUAAAGGGUUAACUAGGAUGUGGCAAGGUAUGCUUGAAUGCCAUCAUACUCAGUCCCUAGCUGUGAGAGAGGCCAGAAAUUUAGGUCGCCUUGGUAGCAGCAAGAAGUUGGGUGAUGCUCACCUUGAAGCUACUUUGCGGCUUGAACACGAACUUCUAAACUGGACUUUUAGGUUCUCCAGUUGGAUUCGAGCUCAGAAAGGUUACGUGAGAGCCCUGAAUAACUGGCUUAUGAAAUGCCUUCUUAAUGAGCCAGAAGAGACAGAAGAUGGGAGACCACCCUUUUCACCUGGUAGAAUAGGAGCGCCCCCUGUGUUUGUGAUAUGUAACCAAUGGACCCAAGCUUUAGACAGGAUAUCUGAGAAGGAAGUGGUUCAGUCUAUGCGCACUUUUGCCUUGAGUGUGUUUCAGCUCUGGGAACAUGACAAGCUUGAAAUGCGGGAAAGAAUGAUGGCUAACAAGGAUCUAGAGAGGAAAGUAAGGAACUUGGAUAGGGAUGAUCAGCGGAUACAAAAGGAGAUUCAAGCAUUUGAUAAAAAAAUCAUUCUGGCUGAUGAUGGUAACAGUCUUUCGGUAUCUGGACAUGCCGUAUUUCAAAGUGAUGCUAGCAAUGGCAAUCUGCAGGGGAGUUUGCAAAGCAUUUUUGAGGCCAUGGAGAGAUUCACGGCUGACUCCAAGAAAGCAUAUGAGGAACUCUUGCAACGCAGUGAAGAAGAAAUGCAUGCUCAAGAAAGUGAGAGUGACUCAUAGGGCUUUGUCUUGAAAUGUUAUCUCAAUAUACGUGGCUUGUAGCGUCAUCAAGAUAUUCUAGACUGUGUGGAUGUUCUCGAAUCACGACGUUACAUCACAACAUGGAGAUCAACAAUAGGCUUGGUCGGAAACUGGGCUUGGUUGUAUAUAUGUGAACUCCCCACUGCUUAGCCCCAUUGUGGACCGCUCAGCUGGGUGCUUGUUUUCUGCCUGGAGAAAGUCUCUUGUGCCUAAGACAAAAUGUUGAGCGCUAACUCAGCAGUGUAACAGAUCUCGGGGCAAAACUACUGCAUUGGUGGAACUAUAUUUGACAAGGUGAAGGGCAGGAGGAAAGAGAUGGUCAUGCUGAUAUACCAUCAGAUUAGCCACCUUAUUUAUUUGAUGAUGCAGAUUCUGAAGCCAAUGCUGGAUUACUGGGCGAGCUUGGACAUCAUGCCCACAAAUAACUCAAUUCGUAGCUCAAACCGCGCCCCUGAAGCACUUGUGCUUGUUCUCAAGAGGUUUAGAGAUUGAAAGCAUGCUUCUGCAGAUGAAAGGGUACAGGGAAACUGAAAAGUGAAAAACUCAGCUUCAAAGAUUCACAGAAUGUGCAGAUUUCUUCCAAGUUUUGUAGGUUAAUUGGGCUGUUUAAAAGUGACGCAAGUCAUCAACUAACCCAAACAUCUGAUGUUGUAUAAUAAAAUAAUUAGGCUUCCUUUAUUCAUUUAUAUGUCUAAUUUAUAUUUAAAAUGCUGUACAGGCUACAAUGAUCUUUUUAGAUCCUAAGGAAAUUGUAAGCAACCCCCAAUCCAAUCAGGAGAUAGGAAUGAGCCAAAUUCUAUCUUCUUAAAUACAGCUCGAAUUUUAGUUA